UCGGGGAAAAUCUCACAGGUGGCGCGGAUAUCACGCCAUUUAACAUGUCAACCUUGGUCGUGUAAAUUUUUCUCAAAAAAAGUUUCUUUUGCUGAUAAAAUUUACUAAUUCAGUGUAUUUGGCUAGACAGUGCACCUUAAUUGAUAGUGAGAUAGUUAAAUUUUGCAUUAGUGGCAAUGUUUUCCCUCAAUCAUCACAAUCAACAAAUUCUCUUCCAUCUGAGUCAAAUAUCACCCCGGCGAAAUAAUGUAUCGCUGAAGAAGCACAAAACGAAGAAGAACGCCGAGGAGGUGAAACAUAACCAAACAAUUCGCUUAGAUAAGACGAUACUGUGUCCGUUGAGUUUUCAAGAAGUCCUCCAAAACAUGCGAUAUUCCCCAUUUCCUGCCCAUCAGCGGCUCUCAAAUGCAAAUCUAACGGAACUCUGUGUUGUCCUGCAUCCGGAAAAGAAGCUGUCCAGAGAUAGAGCCUCCUGGAUGGUUAGCUAUAUCCCCGAAGAAUCCUUUAGUAUAAAUCGCACAGGAAGUGAACGAAUAUCGAAUUAUCCGGGAAGUCUUCUAGCCGGAAAGGUGGCAAAUACUCUCAAGUACAGCCUACAGAUUCGGGGUUUUAAGACAGAUAGAUCAAUAGUUGCUGAAUUAAAGAGAAAUCCGGGAAUGCUGUCCAGAAUCCGUGGAGCUUUUGGUGAGAAGCAAAAAUCUCUCAAUAAGACGAUUUCUACAAGUACCACUCUCGAUCUUGAAGGUCCCAGUAGUCGAAUGGACACAGCACAUGUUCCAGUGAGUGCUGCGUCCGGAAGUGAGACACUCAGUAAAUUGCUGCAGAAAGUGGAUGAGACUGGUCUGAAUGGGGAGCAGAAGCAGAGACUGAAGGUGGCCUUUGCCGAAGGAUACCUGGCGGCAAAUAGUGCCGAUGGAGCCAAAGGUAGUCGAACUAUGAAGUAUCUCAAGGUACUUCAGCAGAUCGUGAUUAUUAUUGUGUUCCUGGGCAUCUUCUUCAGUCUCUUCUCAUCCACAAGUGGAUCAGUCUUUAGGAUUCAGCUAGGCAACCAGGUGGAAGUGGAUCCGGAGGAGAUCAAUGUGACCUUCGAGGAUGUCAAGGGGUGUGAUGAGGCGAAGCAGGAACUUAAGGAAGUAGUUGAGUUUCUCAAGAAUCCCGACAAAUUCUCCAAUUUGGGUGGUAAACUGCCCAAGGGAGUGCUACUGGUGGGACCUCCGGGAACGGGAAAGACACUAUUGGCCCGGGCGAUUGCCGGGGAAGCGGGAGUACCGUUUUUCCAUGCUGCUGGGCCGGAAUUCGAUGAAGUGCUCGUGGGACAGGGAGCAAGGCGAGUGAGGGAUUUGUUUAAGGCGGCCAAAGAGCGGGCUCCCUGUGUAAUUUUUAUUGAUGAGAUUGAUUCUGUGGGUGCCAAGAGGACCAAUUCCGUUCUCCAUCCAUAUGCAAAUCAGACGAUCAAUCAGUUGCUGUCAGAGAUGGAUGGUUUCCAUCAGAAUGAGGGAGUUAUUGUGCUAGGAGCCACAAAUCGAAGAGAUGAUCUGGAUCAGGCUCUGUUGCGACCAGGACGCUUUGAUGUGGAAGUUGUAGUGCCGACGCCAGAUUUUGGUGGUCGUCGGGAGAUUCUGACACUGUAUCUGGCCAAGAUUCUGCACAAGGACAUUGAUAUUGAUACACUGGCCAGGGGCACGACGGGAUUCACGGGUGCAGAUCUCGAGAAUAUGGUUAAUCAAGCUGCUCUUAGGGCAGCUAUCGAUGGGGCUGAAGUGGUGACAAUGAAGCAUUUGGAAAGUGCCAGGGAUAAAGUACUCAUGGGCCCAGAGAAGAAGGCAAGGGUUCCAGAUGAAGAAGCCAAUAAAAUCACGGCCUACCAUGAAGGUGGACAUGCCAUUGUGGCGUACUACACAAAGGAGUCUCAUCCCAUUCAUAAGGUCACCAUUAUGCCAAGGGGACCAUCACUGGGACAUACUUCUUACAUCCCUGAGAAGGAGCGCUAUCAUGUCACCAAAGCCCAAUUAUUGGCUAUGAUGGACACCAUGAUGGGGGGCAGGGCAGCUGAAGAAUUGAUCUUUGGCCCGGAGAAUAUCACUUCGGGGGCAGGAAGUGAUCUGAAGCAGGCAACAUCAAUUGCAACGCACAUGGUGAAGGAUUGGGGCAUGUCCGAGAGGGUGGGUUUGCGAACAAUCGAAGGAGCAAAAGGAUUGCAGCCCAGUGAAUCUCUAGGACCCAACACAGUCGAGACGGUGGAUGCGGAGAUUAAGAAAAUUCUCAGUGAUAGCUAUGAGAGAGCAAAGGCCAUCCUCAAGGCUCAUCCGAAGGAGCACAAAGCUCUUGCAGAGGCACUUUUGAAGUACGAAACAUUGGAUUCAGAGGAUGUUAAGGCCAUCAUGGGGGGCAGUAAAAUAUCACAGGAGUCCAAAGCAUCAUAGGACGAGAGGAGGAAGAGAGAGUGAGAGAGCUCUAGGAAAUAGUGCUUAAAUUAUAAUGUAAUAUUUAGUUCAAAAAAUAGGAUGAUUCCUUCUUCCUUCACUUUUUACGAUUUUUCGUAGGACGAUUCCACUGUUGCUUCUACACUUUCAAAUAUAUCGAAAUGCGCUUGAACAUGGCAA
Messenger RNA from Phlebotomus papatasi, 2603 nucleotides. It is a transcript of the gene YME1L, whose product is annotated as ATP-dependent zinc metalloprotease YME1L. Gene Ontology annotation, molecular function: ATP binding; ATP hydrolysis activity; metalloendopeptidase activity. The record is from RefSeq and is a predicted model, not a curated record. Gene Ontology annotation, biological process: mitochondrion organization; protein quality control for misfolded or incompletely synthesized proteins. The transcript has 5 exons. Lineage: Eukaryota; Metazoa; Arthropoda; Insecta; Diptera; Psychodidae. Gene Ontology annotation, cellular component: mitochondrial inner membrane. The coding region runs from base 177 to 2423 and encodes 748 amino acids.